Eutrema salsugineum is the source of this 1352-nucleotide messenger RNA. RefSeq names its product deoxyhypusine synthase. Gene Ontology annotation, biological process: peptidyl-hypusine biosynthetic process. Gene Ontology annotation, molecular function: deoxyhypusine synthase activity. Gene Ontology annotation, cellular component: cytoplasm. The transcript is spliced from 7 exons. The coding region runs from base 2 to 1111 and encodes 369 amino acids. NCBI's taxonomy places the organism in Eukaryota, Viridiplantae, Streptophyta, Magnoliopsida, Brassicales, Brassicaceae. The record is from RefSeq and is a predicted model, not a curated record.
CAUGGAGGAUCGUGUUUUCUCUUCGGUUCACUCCACGGUUUUCAAGGAAUCCGAAUCAUUGGAAGGGAAGUGUGAUAAAAUCGAAGGUUACGAUUUCAACCAGGGAGUGAAUUACCCGAAGCUUCUCCGAUCCAUGCUCACCACCGGAUUCCAAGCCUCAAAUCUCGGCGAAGCUAUUGAUGUCGUCAAUCAAAUGCUAGACUGGAGACUGGCUGAUGAAACUAUAGUAUCUGAAGAAUGCAGUGAAGAGGAGAAAAAUUCAUCGUACAGGGACUCUGUGAGGUGUAAAAUCUUUCUGGGUUUCACUUCGAAUCUUGUUUCAUCUGGUGUUAGAGAUACAAUUCGAUAUCUUGUUCAGCAUCAUAUGGUUGAUGUUAUAGUCACUACAACUGGUGGCGUAGAGGAAGAUCUCAUAAAAUGCCUUGCACCCACAUUUAAAGGUGAUUUCUCUCUGCCCGGAGCUUAUCUGCGCUCAAAGGGAUUGAACCGAAUUGGGAACUUGCUGGUUCCAAAUGAUAACUACUGCAAAUUUGAGGAUUGGAUCAUUCCCAUCUUUGACGAGAUGUUGAAAGAACAGAAAGAAGAGAAUGUGUUGUGGACACCUUCAAAGCUGUUAGCGCGGUUGGGAAAAGAAAUAAACAACGAGAGCUCAUACCUUUAUUGGGCAUACAAGAUGAAUAUUCCAGUAUUCUGCCCGGGGUUAACAGAUGGCUCUCUCGGUGAUAUGCUGUACUUUCACUCCUUUCGUACCUCUGGCCUCAUCAUCGAUGUAGUGCAAGAUAUCAGAGCUAUGAACAGUGAAGCUGUCCAUGCAACUCCAAGAAAGACAGGGAUGAUAAUCCUUGGAGGGGGCUUGCCGAAGCACCACAUAUGUAAUGCCAAUAUGAUGCGUAACGGUGCGGAUUACGCUGUAUUCAUAAACACAGGGCAAGAAUUUGAUGGGAGCGACUCGGGUGCACGCCCUGAUGAAGCAGUGUCCUGGGGUAAAAUAAGAGGAUCCGCUAAAACCGUUAAGGUAUACUGUGAUGCUACCAUAGCAUUCCCUUUGUUGGUUGCGGAAACAUUUGCCUCCAAGAGAGAACAAACCUGUGAGCCCAAGACUAUUGCCUAAGUUUUCUCAACUUUUAAGUGAUUCAGAUUGUAUUCGAUUAGAUACACGAGUCUUGUGGUCAGUGAUUCGUCGCCUUUAGACAAUAUUCGAUAUCAACACUAGUGACUGUGGUUCGGUGAUAUGUUGAUGCCCAAAAUCAAAACAUUAUCAAAGCUGUUCCAGUGGGGAAAUCUCUUUGUAGUGUUGAUAAAUUAAACCGAUGUAAUGAAACAAAAUUGGAUAAUGAAAAAUAGUUGUUUGA